AUGUUCUCUAUUAUUCCUAAGAAAUGCUUUUCACACGUUACUCGUGUUACUCGACUUUCUCAGAGCCGAAACCUUGUUUUUACCAGAGAUAUCGAGAAUCUGCUUAAGAACAAGCCAUUAAUGCCUGUGAUUGUCGUUGGAGGUGGUCAUGCCGGCGUUGAGGCCGCUACCGGAAGCGCUCGUUUGGGUGUGGUGACAACUUUGGUGACUCCAGACUUAUCCAAGAUCGGGGUCACCUCUUGCAUCGGAAAAGGUACAUUACUUAAGGAGGUUGAUGCCUUGGACGGUGCUGCCCCACGAAUCGUCGACAAAGCCGGAAUUCAGUUCAAAGUAUUGAACCGGUCACGUGGUGCUGCUGUAUGGGGUCACAGGGCUCAGAUCGAUCGUGAAUUGUAUAGAACAGAGAUGCAAAACUACGUCUCACAGUAUGCUAACUUGAACUUGGUUGAGGGAAAGAUUGAGGAUUUGAUAGUUGAUGAGUUGGAUAAGAAGGAUUUUAAAGGGCGUCAUUAUGCGAAGGUCAAAGGAGUUAUCUUGGCAGGUGGAGAGAUGUUGAGGUGCGAGAAGGUAGUGAUUACGACGGGAACGUUUUUGGGAGGAGAGAUUCAUAUCGGAUUGAAGGCCUGGCCUGCUGGUCGCAUUGGAGAGUGUGCUUCUUACGGGUUGAGUAAAACCUUUAGAAGGGUUGGUUUUCUAAUGGGCAGAUUGAAGACCGGUACUCCUCCUAGAAUAUCUGCCAAGACUGUUGACUAUAGCCAAGUAAAGGAGGAACCCGGUGACGUACCACCAGAGCCGAUGAGUUUUUUGCACGACAGUCCUGGUAUCAAAUCAGAAGAUCAGAUGUUGUGCUAUUCGACACAUACCACACAACCUUUACACGAAUUAGUUUUGGCCAACUUGGAUAAGUCCAUUCAUAUUAAAGAAGAUGCCAAAGGACCUCGAUACUGUCCUUCUUUAGAGUCGAAGUUGAUCCGAUUUAGGGAUAAGAAGCAGCAUCGUGUGUGGUUGGAGCCCGAGGGAUUCCAUACAGAUAUCAUGUAUCCCAAUGGAAUAUCUAACACGAUGCCAGAAGAAAUCCAGGAACAGUUGUUAAAGUUGAUCGUCGGUUUUGACCAUGUCAAAAUGUUACAGCCCGGUUAUGGUGUUGAGUACGACUACGUUGAUCCUAGAGAACUUUGCCAGACUUUGCAGACCAAACUUGUAGACGGAUUAUUUCUAGCGGGACAGAUCAACGGUACCACAGGAUAUGAAGAAGCAGCAGCGCAAGGUAUAGUGGCUGGUAUAAAUGCAGGAUUGUCAUUUUUAAAUGACGGUAAAGAACUCAGAUUAGAUAGAGCAGAUGGCUAUAUUGGAGUUUUGAUUGAUGAUUUGAUCACCAAGGGAGUUACAGAACCUUAUCGUAUGUUCACAUCUAGAUCUGAGUUUCGUGUCAGUGUCAGAGCAGAUAAUGCGGAUCGGAGAUUGACAGAAGUAGGAUACAAGCUUGGGUGUGUUUCUGAAGAAAGGUGGAAGUCAUACUGUAAGGAUAAGAAAGAAUACGAGUAUGCCCUGAAGAAGUUGAAGGAAUUUCAAAUGAGUGCCAAUAAGUGGGGUCACAAGAUGACCAACGUGUCUAUAGCGGAUGAUUCCAGAAUGAAGUCGGCGUUUGAUAUCUUAAAGUACUCUCAUAUAACGCUGGAUGAUUUGCUAGAGAUAGUGGAUGAUCCGGUGUUGAAAGAUAUGCCUAGAAGAGUGAAACUAGCGGUGACGGUAGAUGGUAAUUAUCAGGGUUACAUGAAUAGGGAGAAGGAGUAUGUCAGAGCUUUUAGAUCCGAUGAACAUUUGAAGUUGCCUAUAGACUACAACUACAGGUCGAUUUCCAGCUUGUCGUCAGAGGUGGUGGAGCUCUUGAAUGAAGUGAAGCCAGAGACUAUUGGCCAGGCGCGUCGUAUCCAAGGAAUUACUCCUGCUGCAGUUUUCGAGCUUUAUAGAGUGAGUAAAAAAGGAUGGUAA
Brettanomyces nanus is the source of this 1992-nucleotide messenger RNA. RefSeq lists its product as uncharacterized. The coding region runs from base 1 to 1992 and encodes 663 amino acids. Gene Ontology annotation, molecular function: flavin adenine dinucleotide binding. The record is from RefSeq and is a predicted model, not a curated record. Gene Ontology annotation, cellular component: cytosol. The transcript has 2 exons. Lineage: Eukaryota; Fungi; Ascomycota; Pichiomycetes; Pichiales; Pichiaceae. Gene Ontology annotation, biological process: tRNA methylation; tRNA wobble uridine modification.